AUGCGAAAUGACAUUCCUGUGCGCAUCAUCGAGAAGCAUGGCGAGCACCAGAUAGGUUCUCGCGGCUUCGGUAUUCAGGUGUGCCUCUAUUUGUUGAGCUUGGACGUCAAGCGUAACCUUUGCUUGCCACAGCCACGCACCUACGAAUUAUUCCAGAUUUUGGGUAUUCUAGGCGAUGUCAGCAAGCACGACACGCCUAUUCCGACUUUCCGCGCGUACAAGCCUGGUACGAACGAAGUUGCCAAGGAAUGGACCCUAUAUCUUGACCGAAAGUCUUGGCCGGAUCGCCCUUUCGUACGCACUCUCACUAUAUAUCCUGCCAUCGAAAAUCAACAGCUGACAGCUCUGAAGACCAAUGGUAGGUGCUUGCAACAGGAGACACUAGUGCGUAUCUUCGCGGCACAGCUCGAGCGCCAUGGAGUCAAGGUCGAGCUGUCCACAGGUCUCGUCGACCUCGAGCAGAAAGAGGACCGUGUAAUCGCUACCACCGCUAUAUUUCAGGAUAGCCUGCUGACAGGCAACACCGAACUCAUCGAAUGUCAGUACUUGGUAGGAGCUGACGGAGCGAAGGGCGCAACUAGGAAGCUGCUGAAUCUGAGCUUUGCGGGAGAGAAUAGGGAUGCAGACGGCGCGGUCUGGGGAGACGUUGAAAUUGAUGGACUUGAUAACGGAUGGUGGCAUGCCUACGGUAGACCAGGAGAGUGGUCAAUGAUCAUGCGUCCCAAUCAGAUUGGACAAGGGAAUUUGUUCGAUGUCGGCAUAACUGGUCAGAAUUUCGAUCCCGUCGACUUCGGCAAGCCUGAGGCGGCUGAGAAAUUCAUUCGCGAGCACACAAGUUGGCCAAAGUUGGCAUUUGGAAAAUGGCAUUGGCUUUUGUAUCACAAACCAAACAUGAGAAUGGUAGAGACAUUCCGUGCCGUCAGAGUAUUCGGUAUUGGAAAUGCGUCACACGUGCACUCAUAUUCCGGCGGACAAGGCGUGAACAGUGGUAUCAUGGACGCUGCAAACCUUGCGUGGAAGCUUGCGCUCGUCAUGAAGAGUCUUGCGGACUCUUCAUUGCUCGACUCCCUCAAUCAUGAGCGUAUCCCUGUCAUCAGUCAGAUGCUGGCAGCUACUACGCAGCUCUAUACACACCUGAUAUCGCAUCUCAAGCCGAAAGAAUCUGCAGACGUUGCAGCGGACGCAGAGGACGACACGAGGUCCGGUUGGAUGCGCUGGCGGAACGAUGCCCUCGGGUUCUUCGGCGUUAACUGCCGAUAUAGCGACAUCGUCUUGGACGAACAUACUCGGACGCCACUCGACCAAGACGAUGCCCUUGCUCGUUCGUAUGUUGGAUAUGAGGGUACUCGGACGCUGCGUGCCGGUGACCGCGCACCCGGUGCAUCUGGGCUUAUCCUUGGAAGCAAGGAGACAACGCUAUUCGAAUUAUUCAGUACCCAUCGGCACACUUUGUUGAUCUUUGCCCCACGCGGUUGGCAAGACUACGCACGGCAGUUUAGGGAUGCGGCUCAGCAUUAUCCCCAAGGAGUUGUACAAACGUUUGUCGUUACACGCGAGAGCGGAACACCUCACGAAAAGGCGAUUGUACUGGAGGACAGGGAUGGCUCCGCACAUUCUUCUUGCUUGGUUGGGGAAGAUGAAGCGGUAACUGCGGUGGUGCGGCCGGACUUAUUCGUGGGCGCAUUGGUUGAGGAUGUGGAAGGCCUGCACAUAUGUUUCGGAAAGACCCUAAAGACAUGAUCAUCGCUGUAUGCUGAAAAUCUUCCUUGAAAAACAUUUUCU
This is a messenger RNA of Phanerochaete carnosa HHB-10118-sp, 1782 nucleotides long. RefSeq lists its product as uncharacterized. The record is from RefSeq and is a predicted model, not a curated record. The transcript has 8 exons. The coding region runs from base 1 to 1740 and encodes 579 amino acids. Gene Ontology annotation, molecular function: FAD binding. Lineage: Eukaryota; Fungi; Basidiomycota; Agaricomycetes; Polyporales; Phanerochaetaceae.